AUGGCAAGUGAUGGUGUAGAAAAGACGAGUGAGGAUCCUUUGCAACCUGGGAAAGUCGGUACCAGAUAUGACCUGGAGAAGGAGACAGAACUUCGGUUUGAGGUAGAGGCUGGGGAGACUGCAGAGCAGGUUGAAUUGGAGCUCCUCACGGGAAUGGCAGAAGUGUUUGGCUCAGAACUGAACAGGAACAAGAAGUACACUUUUGGACCAGGUGCCAAAAUCGCAGUAUUCACCUGGCAUGGCUGCAGUGUGAACCUUUACGGGAAGCCCGAGGUGGCUUACGUGUCCAAAGACACUCCCAUGCUUCUUUACCUGAACACACAUGCGGCACUGGAGCAGAUGAGAAAACAGGCAGAGCGGGACAAUGAGCGAGGACCAAGGGUGAUGGUGGUGGGUCCUACGGACGUGGGCAAGUCGACAGUGUGUCGGCUGUUACUGAGCUACGCCGUGCGAGUGGGCAGGAGGCCCACGCUGGUGGAACUGGAUGUCGGCCAGAGUGGGGUGUCAGUACCGGGGACCGUUUCAGCACUUUGCAUUGAGCGUCCAGCUGAUGUGGAGGAGGGCUUCUCGGUACAGGCUCCACUCGUUUAUCACUUUGGCUCAACUUCUCCAGGGACCAACAUCAAACUUUACAAUAAGCUGACAUCCUGCCUGGCUGAGGUGUUCUCCCAGCGCUGUGAGGUGAACAGGAAAGCCAGUGUUGGUGGCUGUAUCAUCAACACAUGUGGCUGGGUGAAGGGCUCUGGUUAUCAAGCUCUAGUCCACUGUGCCUCCGCCUUUGAGGUGGACGUGGUGCUCGUACUGGACCACGAGCGGCUGUACAACGAACUUAAACGAGAUCUCCCUCACUUUGUCCGUGUUGUUCUCCUACCAAAGUCGGGGGGAGUGGUGGAGCGCUCCAAGGAGUGCCGACGCGAGGUUCGGGAUGAGAAAAUCCGCGAAUACUUCUACGGCUUUCGCGGCGUGUCCUUCUACCCUUUUUCAUUCGAAGUGCGUUUCUCUGAUGUGCGCAUCUAUAAAAUCGGGGCACCUUCCAUCCCAGACUCGUGUCUGCCACUGGGAAUGUCUCAAGAUGAUACCCAACUCAAGCUGGUUCCUGUGACACCUGGUAGAGAUCUCACCUAUCACGUGCUGAGUGUCAGCAGUGCAGAGGAUGGAGACGAAGGGACAAGAAAGGGUAUUGUGGAGAGUCCGGUGUGUGGCUUUAUUGUUGUGACCCAUGUGGACACGCAAUUGCAGGUGAUGAAAGUGUUGUCCCCUUCACCUCGACCACUGCCCAGACACACGCUGCUCAUCAUGGAUAUACGUUUCAUGGACACCAAAUGA
This is a messenger RNA of Nerophis lumbriciformis (worm pipefish), 1326 nucleotides long. The record is from RefSeq and is a predicted model, not a curated record. Lineage: Eukaryota; Metazoa; Chordata; Actinopteri; Syngnathiformes; Syngnathidae.